AAGCGGGUUUGCCCAUUAUCAACAUGGCAGAGCCGUCCGUGCCAGCAGCAGUAGCCAGUGCAAAAAUGGCGUCACUUAUCCGGGUGCGAGCCGUGACUCUAAUUUUCUUGACCGUCAGCGCUUGCUUAAUCACCCCGACGAGGGGCAAAGAAGGAGGAGGAGGAGGUGGGGGAGGAGGGGGAGAGGAGACCGUCAUCAUCGGCCUGCGCCUGGAGGACACGGACGACAUUUCCUUCAUGGACAAGGGCUACCUGCGGGUCAGCGAGAGGUCCCGCGUGAAGCUGAGGGUCUACGGGCAGAACAUCAACAACGAGACGUGGUCCAAGAUCGCCUUCACGGAGCACGAGCGCGGCCGGGUGGUGGGCAACAACCUCGACAGCUCGUCGGGGGGCGACAACAAGAGCCAAGAGGAGACCGCGUACGGGGUGCACCCGUGCGGCAUCAGGACCUCGGACAUCCUCAUUCUGCCCAACAUCGUGCUGAACCGCAAGACCUCCGGCGUGGUGGAGAUCGAGGUGAAGCCCCUGCGCAAGACCGAGAGGAGCAAAGCCUACUACCUGUGCAUCGCCACCUCCACGCCGGCCGGCACGCACGACCCGUGGACGGAGAGCACGUGGAUCUACCACGAAGGCGACGACACCAAAGUGAUCGUGGUGGAGGAGAGGAAGUUCCUGCUGCCCUUCUGGCUGCAGGUCAUCUUCAUCUCCAUGCUGCUGUGCCUCUCGGGCAUGUUCAGCGGCUUGAACUUGGGGCUCAUGGCUCUGGACCCGAUGGAGCUCCAGAUCGUGCAGAACUGCGGCACCGAGAAGGAAAAAAACUACGCCCGGAAGAUCGAGCCGGUCAGGAGCCAAGGGAACUACCUGCUCUGCUCGCUCCUUCUGGGCAACGUCCUGGUGAACACCACCCUGACCAUCCUGCUGGACGACAUAGCCGGCAACGGCCUGAUCGCCGUCGUCAUGUCCACGAUAGGCAUCGUCAUCUUCGGGGAGAUCGUUCCGCAAGCCAUAUGCUCGAGGCACGGGCUGGCCGUGGGCGCCAACACCAUCUUCCUGACCAAGUUCUUCAUGCUGCUCACCUUCCCCGCGUCCUACCCAGUGAGCAAGCUCCUCGACUACCUGCUGGGCCAGGAGAUCGGCACCGUGUACAACCGCGAGAAGCUCCUGGAGAUGCUGCGGGUCACGGACCCCUACAACGACCUGGUGAAGGAGGAGCUGAACAUCAUCCAGGGCGCGCUCGAGCUCAGGACCAAGACGGUGGAGGACGUGAUGACGCCGCUGUGCGACUGCUUCAUGAUCGCAGCGGACGCCACGCUCGACUUCAGCACCAUGAGCGAGAUCAUGGAGAGCGGCUACACGCGCAUCCCCGUCUUCGAGGAGGAGCGCUCCAACAUCGUGGACCUGCUCUUCGUCAAGGACCUGGCCUUCGUGGACCCCGACGACUGCACGCCCCUCAAAACCAUCACCAAGUUCUACAGCCACCCGCUGCACUUUGUUUUUAACGACACCAAGCUGGACGCCAUGCUGGAGGAGUUCAAGAAAGGUAAAUCCCACCUGGCAAUAGUUCACAGAGUCAACAAUGAGGGGGAAGGAGAUCCAUUUUAUGAGGUGCUUGGGAUCGUCACCCUGGAGGACGUUAUAGAGGAAAUAAUCAAGUCUGAAAUCCUGGAUGAGACAGAUUUAUACACUGACAACAAAACAAAAAAGAAAAUCACCCAUCGGGAGAGGAAGCAGGAUUUCUCGGCCUUCAAGCCUACAGACAAUGAAAUGAAGGUUAAAAUAUCACCUCAGCUUCUACUGGCUACUCUGCGUUUCCUAGCAACAGAGGUGGAACUGUUCGGCCUGGCUCAGAUGUCCGAGAAGAUCCUUCUGCGGUUGCUGAAGCAUCCCAACGUCAUCCAGGAGCUCAAGUUCAACGAAAAGAACAAGAAGGCCUCGGAACAUUACCUUUAUGUCCGUAACAAGCCCGUGGACUACUUCGUCCUCGUUUUGCAGGGGAAGGUGGAGGUGGAGGCGGGGAAGGAUGGGAUGAAGUUUGAAGCCGGAGCUUUUUCAUCCUACGGGAUGAUGGCCCUCACUGCUUCUCCAGUGCUUCUCUCCCUUUCUCGCAAUUGCGUGGUCAGUAGGUCUGAGUCACUUGCAGGAUCUCCAGAGAACAAGUCUCCUCCCCGGCCGUACGGACUGAACCACUCGGACUCUCUGAACCGGAGCGACCGCAAUGAAGUCAUUAACCCCCCACUGGGCAGCAGCAACAACCAGCUCAACUCCUUCCUGCAGAUCUACUCGCCGGACUACACAGUCAGAGCGAUCACAGACCUGCUAUAUGUCAAGGUGACCCGUCAGCAGUACCAGAACGCACUGAUGGCAUCGCGUAUGGACAAGACGCCGCAGUCGUCAGACAGCGAGUACACCAAAAUUGAACUGACUCUCACAGAACUCCACGACGGCGUGGCCGAAGAGACGGCCAUCCUGCUCAACCAGACGCAGAACUGCGUGGCCCAUAAGAAGGCAAACCACACGGUGCACAACGAGGGUGCAGUCUAGCCACCACCGGGGUGGUCGGGAGGGGGUUUACGGUAUGGUUUCACCCCCCGAGCCAUCCCCCGCCACCCCCUGUAACAGUCAGACUCAGAGCUGCAACGUACUGCUCAGCAGCACCUGGGUUUUCCUGACCCCGUAACAGACUGGGACAGCCGGUUCAGUUCCACAUAAACCCCGCCGUGUGCCUGUCCACCAGACCAAAGAGUUUGGAGUUUGGACACCCUCCCCUUCCGUCACAAGGCCCUGAACCUACUUCCCUACUGUCCCCUUUAAGGUGCCGGAAGAACUUCUGGGAUAGCGGAGGACCACGAACUCAAAUGGACCAUUUUUUUCUUCUUCGGCCGAUACUGUCAUAUGGUGAGUCAAAGACUGUGCCAAAUACUGCUUUGAAGGAAACCAUGAACCGUGUACCAAGAGCAUUUUCCUCCUGUAUUUAUUUAUUUUAUAAGUCGAUUGUAUAUAAUAUAUAUAUAGAUAUACAGAUACAUACAUACAUAUAUAUAUAUAUAUAUAUACAUAUAUAUAUAUAUAUAUGCGUAGAUAUAUUUGUGCAUGUCUGUGGAUUUAAUUAUCGGCACUAUAAAAAAUCGAACACACUUUACAAAAAUAACACUUUGUAAAAUUCAGCAGCGUGUGCGUACUGUAUAUGUGUGUACAUGUGCCUUUGAGAGUAUGACUGUUAUACCUUGCACAUGC
Messenger RNA from Colossoma macropomum (tambaqui), 3233 nucleotides. It is a transcript of the gene cnnm2b, whose product is annotated as cyclin and CBS domain divalent metal cation transport mediator 2b. The transcript has 8 exons. Gene Ontology annotation, cellular component: plasma membrane. Gene Ontology annotation, biological process: magnesium ion homeostasis; transport. Lineage: Eukaryota; Metazoa; Chordata; Actinopteri; Characiformes; Serrasalmidae. The record is from RefSeq and is a predicted model, not a curated record. Gene Ontology annotation, molecular function: magnesium ion transmembrane transporter activity. The coding region runs from base 24 to 2540 and encodes 838 amino acids.